Metschnikowia bicuspidata var. bicuspidata NRRL YB-4993 is the source of this 1401-nucleotide messenger RNA. It is a transcript of the gene YTM1, whose product is annotated as Ytm1p. Gene Ontology annotation, cellular component: preribosome, large subunit precursor. Gene Ontology annotation, molecular function: protein binding. The transcript has a single exon. NCBI's taxonomy places the organism in Eukaryota, Fungi, Ascomycota, Pichiomycetes, Serinales, Metschnikowiaceae. Gene Ontology annotation, biological process: ribosome biogenesis. Bases 1 to 1401 code for a protein of 466 amino acids. The record is from RefSeq and is a predicted model, not a curated record.
AUGUCCGAGGCCCAGGUGAAAGCCCGCUUUUUCACAAAGGAGGACGACGAGACGCUCCGCGCGUCCGACGCCCCGUUGUUCGUGCCCACGUCCUUGAAGAGGUACGGGUUGUCCGAGGUGGUCAACCAUCUCUUGGAAAAAGAAGAGCCCGUGCCCUUCGACUUCUUGAUCGACGGCGUGUUGUUGCGCUCGUCCUUGGACGAGUACUUGACCAAGAACGGCUUGUCUGCCGAGGCCACGCUCCAGAUCGAGUACACCCGUGCCGUGCUUCCCCCUUCGUUUUUGGCCUCCUACAACGACGACGACUGGGUCUCCAGCAUAGCCACCAUCAACCACGCGUCGCCGGCCGUGGCCGCCCAGCGCGGCGCCAGCUUGGCCUCGCCGCAGAUCUUGGCCGGCUCCUACGACGGAGUCGUGCGCACCUACAACAUGUCCGGCCUGGUGGAGACGCAAUACGUGGGCCACCUGGCCCCCGUGCGCGCCGUGCAGUGGGUCUACGCCAACCGCAUCGUGUCCGCCGGCAACGACAGGCAGGUGCGGUUGUGGAAGACCGCAGCCGCGGAGGGCGUGGGCUUGGUGGACGACGACGACGACAAGGACGACAAGGACGACAAGGACGCGCAAAGCGGCCGCACGUUGGUCAUUCUCGACGCCCACAAGGCGCCCGUGGUGGCCCUUGACGUCAGCGUGGCGUCCCACCGGCUCUUGUCUGCAGGCAGCGACGGAGUGGUCGGGUUCUGGUCCACGGUGCCCAAGGAGAUGAACGUCGUGGAGCCGUACGCCGUGGACGCGUCGGGCGCGGGCGCGUCGUCGGCGCUGAAGAAACGAAGACGGAUGGCGCUCAAGGACUCGGGCGUCAAGCACCGCGCGCCGUUGGCGCUUCUCGAGAGCCACACGCAGCCCGUGGAGGGCGUGGUGUUCGACUCCCGCGACAGCCUGGUGGGCUACUCGGUGUCGCAGGACCACACGAUCAAGACGUGGGACUUGGUCACGUCGCGCUGCGUCGACACGCGCAGCACGGGCUACGCGUUGCUCUCCGUGUUGCAGCUCCCGGGCGUCGGCUUGAUAGCCUCGGGCUCGUCCGCGCGGCACAUCAACUUGCACGACCCCCGGACGCAGGCCGGCGCCACGGAGAAGGGCGUGACCAAGCUCCUUGGCCACACGAACUUCGUGGUGGACUUGGCCGCGUGCCCGACGAACGACACCAUGUUUGCCUCGGCCUCGCACGACGGCACGGUCAAGGUGUGGGACGUGCGGGCAGACAGGGCCAUGUACACCAUCACGCGGGAGUCGCGGACGGGCAAGGUGUUUGGCGUCUCGUGGGACCGGGAGAUUGGGAUUGUCAGUGGCGGGGAGGACAAGAAGGUCCAGAUCAACAGCAACCCGUCCACGCAGAAGUAG